Molecule: messenger RNA, 1105 nt
Organism: Pocillopora damicornis (cauliflower coral)
Lineage: Eukaryota; Metazoa; Cnidaria; Anthozoa; Scleractinia; Pocilloporidae
Source: RefSeq, a predicted model, not a curated record
AAUAGCCGAAGAAUAAGAUAAGAGGUCUCUCCAUCAAGCUAAAAACAGCUGAGGAAUAAACAACAUGCAAGAUUGUGUGAACAUAUCGCCCAAAACCAAAAUAUUUUGGCUGAUUUUUCCGCUGAUUGCUCUUUGCUAUGCAGCAAAAAACAACAGCAGCGGCGGCAAGCCGAAUGGUAACAUGGGCACUCACCCAUAUCCGCCAUAUGGACUCUGUGCCUAUGGUGCUCCCUUUGGCGCACCAGGUAUACCAGGUAUUCCUGGGAGCCCAGGACCCGCGGGACCCACGGGCAUCGCAGGACCACCCGGUCCUCGAGGUUCCACGGGACCACAAGGGGACAAAGGCAACGCGGGAAAGCCUGGAAACCAAGGCCUCCCAGGUCAACAGGGACAUUCAGGAAAAAUGGGACCUCAAGGGUCCACGGGCCGACAGGGUCCACGAGGAACCAAAGGUGUGGCAGGGGAUAAAGGAAGCCAGGGAGCCCCAGGCCUCCAGGGACCUCCAGGAGCUUUGGGAACUAAUUGGAAACAGUGUGUUUUCAAAAAUUUGAAUGAAGGAAAGGACACUGGGUUAAUAAAGGAAUGCCUUUUCAUCAAAAAGUCGGCCAAAACAGCUCUGCGUGUUUUUUGGAAUGGCAACCUCCGCCUCGGUAACUGCCAUGAUUGCUGCAGACGAUGGUAUUUCACCUUAAACGGCGCAGAGUGCUCAGAUCCUGCUGCAAUUGAUGGCAUAGUCUAUAUGGUACAUGGAAAUAGCAACAAAAAGUAUUUAUACCGCCCCCGUCAUAUCGAGGGUGCGUGCGAGAAAGUCCACAAAGGUGUUGUGCGCGUGGGAUUCUGGGUCGGAAACUGUAACGGUUACGGAUCUGCUGACGCACGCACAGGCUGGAACUCAGUGUCCCGGAUCCACGUGGAAGAAGUACCACCCCCACAGGCAUAAUGUCUAAUACUACCAUGGUUGCAUAGUGGAAAGUUUGAAAUAACGCGCAUCAUUGCUCUAUGUCUAACAUCAAAAUACGAACGAUAGCACGAUUUAACAAUCCGGAUAAAUAGCCUUAGAUUUUAAAACAGUCUGGAUAAAUUGAAUAAAAUUGUGAAUCAGGCA